AUGGAGCUGCUGCUAACAGUCGCAUUAGCUUCCUUGCUCCUCCACGUAGCAAGAGCCACCGUCGACAACACCACCGUCGUUUAUGACUGCGAGGUUCUUCGUAGCCGUAGCAUACGACUGCCACGGCCGUGUGCUAACCACACGAUGGGAGCUUACGUCUCCGACGGCGACGGACCAACGACGGGUGUUCCGACGAACUGCAGCUUUCUCAGCGUGCCGGUGCGCUUGUUCCGUGACGACGGAAAGCCGGCCCCUCAUCGCUACGACUACGAGGGACUGAUCAGCGAUGGGUUCCUCUUGGAGUGGACGGCGGUGGGAGACUGCGCUGCGUGCAAACGGAGCGGAGCAGAGUGCAGGUAUCGACGGUACGGCCAGGAAGAUAAUCAUAGGUAUGCCAAAAAUCAAUUAGCACAAAGUAAGCUUGGAAAAGGCAGUUAUGGUACAGUUUUCAGCGGAAGGCUGGACGAUGGUCAUCUUGUCGCUGUUAAAUUAUUGCACCUCUCCAAAGGAAAUGGAGAGGACUUUGUGAAUGAGGUCAUGAGCAUUAGCAGAACAUCCCAUGUUAACAUUGUUAGCUUGCUUGGAUUUUGUUUGGAAGGUUCGAAACGAGCUCUUAUAUAUGAAUACAUGCCAAAUGGUUCUUUAGAUAAGUAUAUUUAUGCAGAGAACCACAUAGGAAUUUUAGGAUGGGACAAACUGUAUAAAAUUGCAAUUGGAAUUGCCCGUGGGCUAGAAUACUUGCACCAUAGUUGCAACACACGUAUUGUUCAUUUUGAUAUCAAGCCUCAAAACAUCCUUCAGGACAAAGAUUUCUGCCCAAAGAUUGCAGACUUUGGUCUAGCCAAAUUGUGUGGCACAAAAGAGAGUAAGCUUUCAUUGACUUAUCCUAGGGGAACAAUUGGCUUUAUUGCCCCUGAAGUUUUCUAUCCAACUUUUGGAAAUGUCUCAACAAAGUCAGAUGUUUAUGGUUAUGGAAUGAUGUUGCUGGAGAUGGUCGGAGGCCGGAAAAAUGUCGAAGCGAUGGAUGAGAACUCCAGUAAAAUGUAUUUUCCAGAUUGGAUUUAUGACCACUUUGCUCAAGAUGAUGGAUUACAAACCUAUGAAAUCGGAAGCGAAUUUGAGGAAAUGGCAAAGAAGAUGACCUUAAUUGGUUUAUGGUGCAUACAAUUAUUACCUAUGUACCGUCCUACAAUAACGAACGUUUUGGAUAUGUUCGGGAGGAGAUUAGAUGAAUUAGACAUGCCACCAAAGCAAAACUUAUGUCAAAUAAUCGAAGAUUCAGCUCACAAUUUGAGUGCAGAAAAUGCAAGUGCUACAAACCCUAGUAACGCAAAGGUGCCUUCAGGUUGUGGACAGCCUGGUGCAAGGAUGAUAGUGAAACCACUUAUUAGGCCUAAGCCUGGGUUUGCUUAG
Messenger RNA from Miscanthus lutarioriparius, 1413 nucleotides. Lineage: Eukaryota; Viridiplantae; Streptophyta; Magnoliopsida; Poales; Poaceae. The record is from the annotation of a GenBank genome assembly.